AGGGAUUGGCAGAGAGGGAUGGAGGACACUGAGUGGAGGCCAGUGGAGGGAUUGGCAGAGAGGGGUGGAGGACACUGAGUGGAGGCCAGUGGAGGGAUUGGCAGAGAGGGGUGGAGGACACUGAAUGGAGAGGGGUGGAGGACACCGAGUGGAAGUCAGUGGAGGGAUUGGCAGAGAGGGGUGGAGGACACCGAGUGGAGGCCAGUGGAGGGAUUGGCAGAGAUGGGUGGAGGACACCGAGUGGAGGCCAGUGGAGGGAUUGGCAGAGAGGGAUGGAGGACACAGAGUGGAGGUCAGUGGAGGGAUUGGCAGAGAGGGCUGGAGGACACCGAGUGGAGGUCAGUGGAGGGAUUGGCAGAGAGGGGUGGAGGACACCGAGUGGAGGUCAGUGGAGGGAUUGGCAGAGAGGGGUGGAGGACACUGAGAGGAGGCCAGUGGAGGGAUUGGCAGAGAGGGGUGGAGGACACUGAGUGGAGGCCAGUGGAGGGAUUGGCAGAGAGGGGUGGCAGA
Staurois parvus is the source of this 510-nucleotide messenger RNA. The record is from the annotation of a GenBank genome assembly. NCBI's taxonomy places the organism in Eukaryota, Metazoa, Chordata, Amphibia, Anura, Ranidae.